AUUUUACAAACCCCCGAUCCUGAGCUCGUGAGUUUGGGGGGCAGAAUUCACAGACCAGCUCUUAUCGGACCUCUUCUGCCUCCACAACGCACCGACUUUUAUUUAUUUCUCACUCAUAGCAACAAGACAGCCAAGCUACAACCAUGUCCAAGCCCAUUGCUCUUCUCUCUGUGUACGACAAGACCGGCCUUCUUGAUCUGGCCAAGGAGCUGAGCUCGCUUGGUAUCGAGCUGGUCGCCUCGGGUGGCACGUCCAAGCAGAUCCGCGAGGCCGGACUCCCGGUCAAGGAUGUCUCGGACAUCACCAAGGCCCCCGAGAUGCUCGGUGGGCGUGUCAAGACGCUGCAUCCGGCUGUGCACGGCGGUAUUCUUGCGCGGGACAUUGCCAGCGACGAGGCGGAUCUGGCGGCUCAGGCGAUCAGCAAGAUCACCUAUGUAUUCUGCAACCUGUACCCAUUCAAGGACACUGUGGCUCGCGAGGGCGUGACCAUCCCGGAGGCGGUUGAGGAGAUCGACAUUGGCGGUGUGACUCUGCUGCGUGCAGCGGCCAAGAACCACGCGCGCGUCAGCAUCGUGUGCGACCCGACCGACUACCCGCAGCUGCUGAAGGAGAUCAAGGCUGGCGGCGUCACUGAGGCUACGCGCCAGCGCUUUGCGCUCAAGGCAUUUAACCACACAGCCGACUACGACACGGCCAUCUCCGACUACUUCCGUCAGCAGUACUCGCAGGGUGCGUCGCAGCUGCCGCUGCGCUAUGGUGCCAACCCGCACCAGAAGCCGGCCCAGGUGUUUGUCACCGAAGGCGAGCUGCCGAUCAAGGUGCUAAACGGCUCGCCGGGCUACAUCAACCUGCUGGAUGCGCUCAACUCGUGGCCGCUGGUCAAGGAGCUGAAGCAGGCGCUGGGUCUGCCGGCUGCUGCGUCGUUCAAGCACGUGUCGCCCGCUGGCGCUGCCGUUGGCGUGCCGCUGUCGGAGGUCGAGAAGCAGGUGUACAUGGUCGAGAACAUCGAUCUGACGCCCCUGGCCACUGCCUACGCGCGUGCCCGCGGUGCCGACCGCAUGUCGUCGUUUGGCGACUGGGCGGCGCUCAGCGACGUGUGCGAUGUGGCCACGGCCAAGAUCAUCUCCCGUGAGGUUUCCGAUGGUGUGAUUGCGCCGGGCUACGAGCCCGAGGCGCUGGCCAUCCUGCAGAAGAAGAAGGGCGGCAAGUACUGCGUGCUGCAGAUGGAUCCGGCGUACGAGCCGUCGGAGCUCGAGACCCGCCAGGUGUAUGGUCUAUCACUCCCUGAGCUGUUUGCCAACGUCGUCAGCAAGAACAAGGACCUGACUGAGGCUGCCAAGCGCGAUCUGGCUGUGGCCACGAUUGCCCUCAAGUACACGCAAUCCAACUCGGUCUGCUAUGCCAAGAACGGCAUGGUGGUCGGUCUGGGCGCGGGCCAACAGUCGCGCAUCCACUGCACGCGCCUGGCAGGCGACAAGGCUGAUAACUGGUGGCUGCGCCAUCACCCGAAGGUGUUGGGCAUGCAGUUUGCGGCCUCGGCCAAGCGCGCCGACAAGUCCAACGCCAUCGAUCUGUACGUGACCAACCAGACCGGCGAGGGCGUCGAGCUGGAGCAGUGGGAGGCCAACUUUGCCCGUGUGCCCGAGCUGCUGACUGCCGAGGAGCGCAAGGAGCACAUGCAGAAGCUGGGCGGCGUCGUUGUGUCGUCGGAUGCCUUCUUCCCGUUCUCGGACAACAUCCACCGCGCCCACCGCUCGGGCGUCGACUAUGUUGCUGCACCGUCGGGCAGUGUCAUGGACAACGUGGUCAUCGAUACUGCCGAUGCCUACAACAUGGUCCUGGCGCACACCAACCUGCGCCUGUUCCACCACUAAGUUUCUAUAUCCAGAGCAUUUCAUAAUCAACAAACAGGCUUUCGCAUGUAUAUAUUGCCGCUGGAAAAACCAUGGCUCCAGGUUUUAUCCGCUCUACAGGCUCCGCAUACGCGGAAUUUUCGUCCAAAUAUCCUAGGGCUGUGGGCGGCCAGUUAGCUCCUUACACUAAGAGGGAUUUUAUUUUUGCCAGGCGCGGCAAUUUGCCUGCUACCCGUUCGCCACCGCGCUAGGCCGCGAGCCAUGGAUCAAAAAUCGACGAGGCAGCUGGUGUGGCGAAUAUAAUGUGCUGGCCACAGCCCAGCUUUUUUCGGCAGCAGAC
Molecule: messenger RNA, 2193 nt
Organism: Linderina pennispora
Lineage: Eukaryota; Fungi; Kickxellomycota; Kickxellomycetes; Kickxellales; Kickxellaceae
Product: AICARFT/IMPCHase bienzyme
Exons: 2
Coding region: 144-1874 (576 amino acids)
Biological process (GO): 'de novo' IMP biosynthetic process
Cellular component (GO): cytosol
Molecular function (GO): phosphoribosylaminoimidazolecarboxamide formyltransferase activity; IMP cyclohydrolase activity
Source: RefSeq, a predicted model, not a curated record